Molecule: messenger RNA, 5421 nt
Organism: Helianthus annuus (common sunflower)
Lineage: Eukaryota; Viridiplantae; Streptophyta; Magnoliopsida; Asterales; Asteraceae
Exons: 15
Coding region: 238-4842 (1534 amino acids)
Biological process (GO): protein deubiquitination
Molecular function (GO): cysteine-type deubiquitinase activity
Source: RefSeq, a predicted model, not a curated record
AACACAGAUUAUAAAUUAAAAUUAUAAUUAUAAUAAAAACCCCUCUUUUCCUACACAACCACCGAUCGCUGCGGUAACGCCACCAACCACCACCACCUCGUGAUUCCAACUCACAUCAGUAAGUCUCAUCUUUCAUCCUUCACAUAUACAUACAUACAACAAUUUAUGUAUCUACGCAUAUGCAAUCACGCUUUAUAGGUUUUGCUUUCAACUUAUCAACUGUAAUUUGUUACACCUAUGGGCCGUAAGAAGCGUAACGUCGCUACUCGCUCCAAGGCCGCGACGCCGUUGUUAUCCGCCGCUAACAACGGCGGCGAUGAGGUUGAUGUUAGUGUAACCACUACGGAACAUCUUAUGAGCAACGAUUCGUCGAUUGUACUAGAUGUAGAACAAGUUAACCUAGAAAAUAACCUAGAGAAUAACGUAGAGAAUGAAGUUUCGUUAGCGAUUGAGUCAGCGAUUGGAUCGGAAGGUUACGCUAGUGUGAAAGUUGAGUGUGAGAAGGCGUUGAAUGCGUUGCGAAGAGGAAACCACACGAAAGCGCUUAGGUUAAUGAAGGAGAUGUGUGUGAGGCAUGAGAGUAAUACGGCUUACUUGUCGUUGAUUUGUAGAGUGCAAGGUACGGUGUGUGUUAAGGUUGCGUCGAUUAUUGAUGAUCCGAAUGCGAAACAGCGGCAUUUGAGGAAUGCAGUUGAGUCGGCUAAGAAGGCGGUGACAUUCUCGCCGAAUUCGGUUGAGUUUGCUCAUUUUUACGCGAAUUUGCUUUGUGAGACGGCGGUUGAUGGGAAGGAUUAUGAGGAUUCGGUGAGGGAGUGUGAGCGUGCGUUGAUGAUUAAGAAUCCGAUUGAUCCUGGGAGGGAAAGUUUGCAAGAUGAGAGCCAGCAGAAAAUCGCUGCGCCGGAUGCGAGGAUUGAGCAUGUGCAGAAUGAGCUUCGGGCUUUGCUUCAGAGGGCGAGUCUUGGUACUAUUUCGAGCUGGAUGCGGAAUUUAGGAAACGGGGAGGAUAAGUUCAGGAUUAUUCCUAUCCGGAGGGUUCCCGAUGACCCAAUGGAUGUAAGAGCGGUUCAAGCCCGAAGGCCGAACGACAUCAAGAAAGCAAGUAAGACAGAUGAGGAAAGAAAGAAAGAGAUCGAAGUAAAAGUGGCUGCAGCAAGGUUAUUGCAGCAGAAGCUAGAGUCUUCCCAGUCCCAAACUGAAGGAGAUAAGAUUCCGGAAUCUUCUCCCGGGCCGAGCCAGCGAACAGGUGACCGAAGAAAAAGUGGCAAAAUGAAAAAGAGCGCAUCUACAUCCGAAAGAAAAGACAGUGUUCUCCAUUAUUGGAAGUCCAUGAGUACAGAUUUAAAGAAAGACCUGUAUAAGAUAACGAUAUCAGAUGUUAAAUCCCAUUUUAAAUCACAAAAAGAUGGAUUCGCAUAUGAAGUCAUUACCGAAGCGUUGGAUUUUGCUGUGGGUAAUAACGGUUGGAGGUUCUGGAUGUGCUGUAGAUGCGGUGAGAAAUUUGCGGAUCCCGAUUCGCACAAGCAGCAUGUAUUACAGGAGCACAUGGAUAGCUUAUCGCCAAAGUUGCAGGCAGUGUUGCCUCCAAAUGUCGAUAGCGAGUGGACCGAAAUGCUUCUGACGUUUCCGUGGAGAGCAUUGGAUGCCAACACUGCGGUUAGAAUGAUUGAACUGCAAUCAAAUUCUCCGGUUUCUAACUCUGAGUUAGCUAAUGGCCGUUAUAGUAACGGUUAUGGCUAUUAUGAGGAUGCAUGGGACUUGUCAUUUGGAGACAAGAAGUAUGCUAAGAUUGCUGACUGUGUCUCAAUGGAAUGUGAUCAGAGUGAAGGUUGCAAGGCGUAUUUCAACCCUGACAGCUGGCCGUUAUCGAAUGACAUUGAGCGAACAGAGCUACUUGAAAAGAUAAAAACUUUAUUCCAGUUACUUAUUAAACAUAAAUGUCUUGCAGCUAGUCAUCUUACAAAAGUUAUACAGUUUGCAGUCGAGGAGUUGCAUCCUCAGCUUCUAAACUGCAGUGUGGAACAGUCACCUAUCUGUAUAUGUUUUCUUGGAGCAACAGAGCUUACGAAAGUGCUUAUGUUCUUGCAAGAAUUAUCUCGUUCAUGUGGGGUCGGUAGGUAUUCAGAGAAAAGUAAUGCUAUAGAAGAGUUAACCAACGUCACGAAAGUCAACGAAAUAUCUGAAAAAAUAGCAUUUGAUAAAGAUGGGUCUAGUCUCUUGUUGGAUGCAAACACUUUCCAAGAUAACGAUGAUGAUUCUCUGUUGUCGUGGAUAUUUUCGGGCCCCACAAGUCAAGAACAGUUGACCUUCUGGUCUAAAACUAGAGAUGAGAAGAUGCAUAAAGGGAUGGAGCUUUUAGAGAUGAUCGGUAAAGAAUUUUCGCAUUUGCAGAGCUUAUGCGAUAGAAAGUUGGAGCAUGUAAGUUACGAGGAAGCUUUGCAGCUAGUUGAAGAUCUUUGCGUAGAAGAAGGUAAGAAAAGAGAGAACACUACGGAAUUUGUUCGGCAAAGUUACGAGUCUGUUUUGAGGAAACGGAGAGACGAAAUUACAAAACAUGAUGACGAUGUUACAUGUGUUAAUAGGUUUGAGGUGGAAGCCUUGACCAAUGUUCUAAAAGAAGUAGACUCUUUCAAUGUUAAUCAAUACAGGUUUGAAGAUACAUACGGUGUUGUGAAUGUGAAUUCUCAUGCAUGUGACUUAGAAUCCGGUGAAGAAGACUGGAGGGUGAAUGACUAUCUCCAACAGUUAGAUACUUGCAUAGAAAUUGGAAUCCAGAAACAGAAAGAACAGUUAUCUGUUGAGCUUAGCAAAAUUGAUGCACGGAUCAUGCGGAAUCUCUCUGAUAUGCAGCAGUUGGAAGCCAAGUUAGGUCCAUUAUGUGCUCUUGAUUUCGGGCUCGUAGUUGUACCUCUUGUAAAGUCAUAUUUGCGGGCGCACCUAGAGACUUUAGCAGAGAAAGAUGCCACAGAGAAAUCAGAUGCUGCUAGAGAAGCUUUUUUGGCUGAACUUGCUCUUGAUUCUAAAAAAGCGUCUGGUGAUGUAACAAGGCAUGUUAAUGAUAAACUAAAGGACAAAAGAAAGAACAAGGAAUACAGAAAAACAAAGGAUUUCAAGGCUGCAAGCAGUGGUGAAUUACAUGUUUUACCCAAUGAGAAUUUAGAAAUGACUUCCUCAGCUACAAAUGUGAUAGAUGAACAGCCAAAUGAAAGUGUGGCUGAAGUUGGUGUUUUCCAUCAGCAGGAAGAUGAAGCAAGGCGCAGAAAGAUUGAGCUUGAAGCUGAGGAAAGGAAGCUUGAAGAAACAUUAAAAUAUCAAAGAAGAAUUGAGGAUGAAGCUAAACAAAGACAUCUUGCAGAACAACAUAAAAAUAGCUCUAGAACGACACCAAUACCAAUGACCAUGGAGCCCGUGAAGCAAAGCAAUGGACUUUUGAGCCCUCCGGAAGAUGGACUCUCAGAGAGGACUGGAAGAAGAAGUAGGCGCCAAAAAAAUACAACCAAGGUAAUUGAUGGAAGACAGCAACCCGUGUCAGCUGGAAAGGAAACUACUGAAUUUGGGCAAAAUACAUACAGCGACCAUAUACAAGCAGAUUCUUCUACUUCAGGAGAUAGUGAAUCACGGGUAUUGAUGUUGCAAGCAGAAGAUGAUGACGAGAAAAGGUUCCAAGCUGACCUAUCAAAAGCUGUCCGCCAAAGCCUUGAUGCUUUUCAUUCGCACAAGCAAUAUUCUUCAAUAUCUGGAUCGACGAUGCAUGACGACAUGCUUACAGAAGGGGAAGACUCUUGUAUUACAUCGAUCGAAGUCGAAUUAGACAAUGUAAAGGGAAGUGAUGUUUAUGGCACAGGCUUGAAGAAUGAAGUCGGCGAAUACAACUGUUUUUUAAAUGUUAUUAUACAGUCUUUAUGGCAUUUGAGACGGUUUCGGGAGGAAUUUUUAGGCACGUCUACUCGUGGCCAUCUUCAUGUUGGUGAUCCAUGUGUUACAUGUGCUUUAUAUGAUAUUUUUAUUGCUUUAAACUCUGCUUCCACGGAUACAAGAGUUCAAGCUGUUGCCCCUACGUCUCUUCGGAUUGCUCUUAGCAAUUUAUAUCCAGACAGUAAUUUCUUUCAGGAGGCACAAAUGAAUGAUGCCUCCGAAGUAUUGGGAGUGAUAUUUGAUUGCUUACAUCAAUCAUUUACCUCUGGAACUAGCGUUUCUGAUGCCGAACGUAUGGAAAACGGUACAAUGGGCUCUUGGGAGUGUAUAAACAAAGCUUGUACAGCACAUUCUCUUUUUGGAAUGGACAUUUUUGAACGGAUGAAUUGUUAUAAUUGCGAGUUGGAAACUAGGAGUCUCAAAUACACGUCUUUCUUUCAUCAAAUCAAUGCCAAUGCCCUUCGAACCAUGAAGGUCAUGUGUCCGGAUGGUUCUUUUGAUGAGUUGUUGAAUCUCGUUGAGAUGAAUCACCAAUUAGCUUGUGAUCCUGAAGAUGGUGGUUGUGGGAAGCUUAAUUACAUUCAUCACAUUCUUUCUAAUCCACCUCAUGUUUUCACAACAGUCCUUGGUUGGCAAAACACAUGUGAAAGUGUUGAAGACAUAAAAGCGACAUUGGCAGCACUAUCUACUGAAAUAGAUUUAAGUGUACUUUAUCGUGGACUUGAUCCAAAUAACACACGCCGUCUGGUUUCAGUGGUAUGCUAUUACGGACAACAUUAUCAUUGCUUUGCAUACAACCAUGUUCAUCAGCGAUGGAUGAUGUAUGAUGACAAAACAGUGAAGGUGGUUGGAAGAUGGGAAGAUGUAGUUUCAAUGUGUGAAAAGGGGCAUUUGCAACCUCAGGUUCUUUUUUAUGAAGCUGUAAAUUAGCGGUUUUGUUGUGGUUUGGCUCAGAAGUUAUGUUGUUCCGGGAACUUGUAUUAUAAAGAAAUUUUGUAGAAGAGUUGACCUUCUGAGAAGUUUUUACGCAUAUGAUUAAGACGGUUGAUGGUGCAGUCAGCAAAAGUCAAAGUAUCAACGUCUUCACCACUCGUAUUAUUAUCUGCUUCAGUAUUAUUGUAAAGUCGUUCUUCAGACUCGUUAUUUUGGGUUAUAUUUGCCCAAGAAAGCAUUUUUGGUCGAGUAAAUCAGAAACCGGAAAAAUGGGGUUUUACUAUUGAGAAAGGUUUGUAUAGAUCAGUGACCCGGUUGCUAAUGGGUCAUGGGCGGAUCUUGGUUCUACUACUUCAGCCUUCGGUUGUGUACUUGGGUCUGACCAUUGUGAUAUUUUACUUGAACCAAUGGAAUUGGUGGACAACAAUGAGGUAAAAAGAGCCCUCGUGCUCAAUUUUGUACUGCAAAAGUCGACUUAAAUAUUCAAACGUGUUAUAUUGGUAACUGAUAUCGUAUAGAUGUUUCAGGGUGCUCUAGACAUAAUUACUUGCUUUGGUUUCAGAUUUCCUUUUGUUA